AUGCAACCGCAGCUUGCGAUCCAGUGGAUCUCGACCCGGGGAGCUUGGCUGCUGGACUCGCUCACGAAGGCGUUCGCGUACGUGGGUACCACGACACGCGAGGACCAGAGUGUCGGCAAAGUCCUCGCUGGAUACCGAGACCCGCACCUGCCAUGCGUCACGCCCACGAUUGCCACCUUGAGCGAGCUUCUUCCUGCGCUCGAGUACGCCCAGCUGCUAACCCUGCGCGGCCAGCUCUUCAAGAACGUCAGCGGCUUCACGGACACCACGCUCAACGUUGACGCCUUAGUCCUGGAUGCGGCGCUCGCGUCCCUGCUCAUCCAUCUUGACGACGUCGCGACGGCACUGUGGCACACGGCAACCCAAAAGAAACAACAGUUUGUUCGCGCUGACCUCAAGGUAGGCGUCAACAUCAUGAUCAUAGCAGCAGGGCGAGAGGUAGACGUACCAACGGCGCCACUGGACCGGGACGGCGUCGCGUAUCGGCUGUGGAAGCAGCGUGUCUGGACGCUAGCGGAAGACUUGGACAAGAAGGUCAACGCUGCGCUUGGGAGUAUCGACGGUAAAGGCCGAUCCAAAACCGCGGGCCGCUACGGAAGCGCUGGAGAAAGCUGCGCGUUGACCACCGCUCUGCGUACGACGCGCUCUGCUCAGCAUUUAUCACCCGCAAAGCGAACGGUGGCAUCGUCGACUGCUGCACACCAGCUAGUCACCAAUGGAAGCAAAAAGACUUGGAGUCGUAGGAUCACGCAGCUUGUAUUAACGCUUAAUACAUUCCUAUUCAUACAACAUGGACAAUCGAAUUCAAGGCGCAAAUGCACCCGUCAUCGCCAUCCCACAACUUAA
Molecule: messenger RNA, 846 nt
Organism: Phytophthora sojae
Lineage: Eukaryota; Oomycota; Peronosporomycetes; Peronosporales; Peronosporaceae
Exons: 2
Coding region: 1-846 (281 amino acids)
Source: RefSeq, a predicted model, not a curated record